Molecule: messenger RNA, 761 nt
Organism: Clunio marinus
Lineage: Eukaryota; Metazoa; Arthropoda; Insecta; Diptera; Chironomidae
Source: the annotation of a GenBank genome assembly
CCAUUCACACAACCGGUCACGUCACACAUGAGCCUGCAAAAUCCAACGAAUAAAAAGAUUUUGUUCAAAAUUAAAACGACAGCACCAAAAAAAUAUUGCGUUCGUCCCAAUUGCGGUGCUAUUGAUCCUGGACAGACCGUUGACAUUGCUAUUUGUCUUCAACCAUUUGUAUUCGAUCCGAAUGAAAAAAACAGACAUAAAUUCAUGGUUCAAUCUUUGAUGGCACCUGAUGGUGAAAUUAAUGUUGAUCAAUUGUGGAAGGAUGUUUCUCCUGAACAGUUGAUGGAUGCCAAGUUGCGUUGCACAUUCGAAAUGCCGGAAGAAAAUAUAAAGGAGGGCAAUGUUAGUCAAUUAACUUCUCAUUUGCUGAAGAAUGAAGCGAUGAUGAGCGAUGCUCAGCAAAAUGUUUCUGGUGAUGGCGUUGGAGGCAAGUCCAAUGAUUCUGACAUUGUUCGAGCAGCAGCAGAAGUUCGUGAAUUGCGCGAGGAAAACAGCAAGAUGCGUCAAGAAAACUUGAAAUUAAAUGAGCAAAUUCUUCGUUUGAAAUCGUUGGUGGAAUCGAAUAAGUCGCUAGAUUCAAGCUCAACAUCAGCACCAUCAGCCAAACUUAUUUCGAAUCCAUAUUCACCACCUCAACUUGGACAACAACAACAAAUACCAAUCAUGUGGGUGGUCGCUGCAAUUGGAAUGGCCAUCUUUGGCUUGAUCCUUGGCAAGUUUGUCCUCUGAAUGCAUUAAACUACUUUGAACAUUAAAAAAAA